Messenger RNA from Drosophila hydei, 1551 nucleotides. RefSeq names its product probable cytochrome P450 304a1. The coding region runs from base 16 to 1551 and encodes 511 amino acids. Gene Ontology annotation, molecular function: oxidoreductase activity, acting on paired donors, with incorporation or reduction of molecular oxygen; iron ion binding; heme binding. NCBI's taxonomy places the organism in Eukaryota, Metazoa, Arthropoda, Insecta, Diptera, Drosophilidae. The record is from RefSeq and is a predicted model, not a curated record. The transcript has 4 exons.
UCGGAACGAAUCAAAAUGUUAACCAUUUUCUUAAUCUCGUUGGUCUCGAUCAUAUUUAUACACCAGUUAUAUAAAUAUGCAGUCGAUCGUCCUGAAGGCUUCCCGCCGGGUCCUCCACGAUUGCCACUAUUCGGGAGCUAUCUAUUUAUGCUCUUGAUCAAUCAUAAUUACCUACACAAGGCGGUUCUAUCGCUCAGCAAGUGGUACAAAUCGGACAUUGUUGGCCUAUAUGUGGGCAAGUUUCGAGUUGCCGUGGUCCACAAUGGAGAGGGUGUACGCGAGCUCCUGAAUAAUCAGGCCUGCGACGGACGUCCCGCUCUCUAUUUGAGUAGAAUGCGCGAUCCUGGCGAUGGUGUGCGAGGCAUAUUCUUUCAGGAGGGACUUCUGUGGAAAGAGCAGCGUCGCUUCAUUCUACGUUUUCUGCGUGACUACGGAUUUGGUCGUCGCUUCGAUCAGUUGGAGAUGGUCAUCAAUGAGGAGAUAACAGACAUGAUAGAUCUGAUACGCAACGGUCCCCGCUAUGAGCACGAGCAUCUUCUGGUCAAGCCGGGCGGAUAUAGAAUACAAUUGCCUAUGUUCUUCAAUCCCUUCUCAGCCAAUAGCCACUUUAGCAUUGUCUACAACGAACGGAUUCCCAGAGCUGAAAUGGCCAAUGUAGUGAAACUUGUUCAGUUGGGCCUACAAUUCCAGCGCAAUGCCGAUGAUUAUGGAAGAUUAUUGAGCAUUAUACCCUGGAUCCGACAUAUCUUUCCCGAGACGAGCGGAUAUAAAAAACUGAAUGAGUCGAACCAAUAUAUAUAUAAAUUCUUUGCGGACUUUGUCGAUCGCCACAUUGAAACCUACGAUGAAAGCUGCGAACGAAAUUUCCUCGAUCUCUACAUAGCCGAAAUGAAAAAGGAACUACCCGAAGAGUACGGCUUCAAUCGAGAGCAGUUCAUCAUGGGUCUUGUCGAUUUCUCAUUGCCUGCCUUCACAGGACUAGGUGUCCAAUUGGCAAUGAUUGUGCAGUACCUCAUGAUCUAUCCCGAGGUCGCGAAGCGCAUACAACACGAGAUCGAUGAGGUGGUGGGCAGUGGACGCUUGCCUACCUUGGAAGAUCGUGACAAAAUGCCCUAUACGGAGGCAACGAUACGAGAGAAUCUGCGCAUGGAGACUUUGGUACCUUCCGAUGUGCCGCACAAAGCUCUAGAAGACACUGAACUAAUGGGCUAUCGUAUACCCAAAGACACAGUAGUGUUAGCCAGUCUAUACGCUAUGCACUCGGACAAACGGAUCUGGAAGGAUCCCGAAAAUUUCCGACCUGAACGUUUUUUGGACGAUGACGGCAAACUGUGUCUCAAGAAGGACGUAUCUCUACCUUUUGGCGCUGGCAAACGAUUGUGUGCCGGGGAGACCUUUGCACGGAAUUUGCUAUUCCUAAUGACUACAGCUAUGUUGCAGAACUUUGAUUAUACUCUUGCCCCGGGUGACAGCCUGCCUGAUGUUUCCAAGAAUGAGAGUGGAUUAAUUAUUUCACCUCCCGAUUUCUGGGUACAACUUAAGGAGCGCUAA